Raphanus sativus (radish) is the source of this 3618-nucleotide messenger RNA. RefSeq lists its product as uncharacterized. Bases 1 to 3618 code for a protein of 1205 amino acids. NCBI's taxonomy places the organism in Eukaryota, Viridiplantae, Streptophyta, Magnoliopsida, Brassicales, Brassicaceae. The record is from RefSeq and is a predicted model, not a curated record. Gene Ontology annotation, molecular function: nucleic acid binding; zinc ion binding. The transcript has 2 exons.
AUGGAAUUAUCAGCUGAGGUGAUGGAAGCCAUGACUCGACUCAUGACUCAACAAAUCAACGAGGCUAAUCAAUCCCUUGCUACCACGCUGUCACAACAAUUCCAAGAACAAGUAGAGUCAUUACAAACGCAAUUGGAGCAGAAGCUGAAAGUGACUGUACCUGAAGAUCACUCCACGGAUAGUGACGUUUCUCAUACACCUACACUAUCAGAAGCUAGGCGUAUCCUUAAAGGAAAAGGCCUCGCGGGUACGACGUCCAAACCGGAGACUAAACGUCAGCAUAACCUUCAUGCUGGAACUCGUACACGCGUUGGUGGGAGGGAAACCAUCUUUAACCGCCAUAGGUCUCCCUCACUCCCUCACCAUGAAGAACUACGGGCGCAGCGACCUAGAGCUCCUCGACAACGCUCUAGAGAGACUAUGCUUGCUGGUCAUCAAGUUCACUUGCACCAUUACUCGAAGGAGGAUGAAAGCAAUGAUGUUUCUGAUCACAACAGGGGUACCAUUAGAAGAGAAAGGGGAUGCGAGUUUGAUCCAGCUCGCCGACAAAUCAAUCACCUCAAGAUUAAGUAUCCUGCGUUCCACGGCUCCAAUGACCCUGAAACCUAUCUUGACUGGGAAAGAAAGAUGGAGUCAAAUUUUCUGGUUCAAGGAACUUACGAGUGCAACAAGGUGAAGAUCGCGGUUUCAGAGUUCCAUGACUACGCGUUGCUAUGGUGGGAACAACUAGGACUUAACCGGAACCGUCUCAGGGAACUUCCCAUCACCACUUGGGAACAACUCGUUACGCACAUGAGGAGGAAGUUCAUACCAGCUCAUUAUCAGCGUGAAGUUCUCAGCAAGCUUAGGCGUCUUAUGCAGGGGACUAAAUCCGUUCGAGAUUACUACCAGGAGCUAGAAACCCUUCUCAUACGAGCGGACUUGCGAGAGGGAGAUGAAAUGGUCAUGUCUCGUUUUCUAGGAGGUCUUAACCGAGAAAUCCAAGACAAAGUGGAGAUUCGGAGCUAUUUGGACAUACAAGACAUGGUACAUAAGGCAGAGUUGAUUGAAUCUCAAAUCAAGAGGCGUCAGGUCAGACCUAGUUUCACGCCAAGUGUGGCUAAACCCAAGGACAAUAAACCCACCUCCACCACCGUCACCGAAGUAGUGAAGUCGGAAUCGAAACCAAAAGUCAGCAACUCCCUCAGUAACACACGGUGCUUUAAAUGCCAAGGUAUGGGGCAUUACUCUCGUGAUUGUCCCAACAGGAAGCUGUACUUACUGCAAGAAGGAGGAGAGAUCGUUCCCCAAGAGGAAGAAGACCAUGUAACCGACCAAGAAGAAGAAGAAGAGGCAGCAGCCGUGGGAGAGAUGUUGGUUACCAGGCGUACUUUAAGUGUACAAAAUCAGCUUGAAGAUAACUGCCAACGAGAAAACCUCUUUCAUACUCGUUGUUUCGUCAAAGGUAAAGUUUGUAGCCUUAUCAUCGACGGUGGAAGUUGUACCAAUGCCGCGAGUGAGAUUAUGGUCCAGAAGCUGCAACUUGAAACCAUACCCCAUCCUAGACCGUAUAAGCUACAAUGGUUGAAUGAGAGUGGAGCUUUAACCGUUUCUCGCCAAGUCAAGAUUUCAUUAACCAUCGGCAAGUAUGAGGAUGAAGUGUUAUGCGACGUACUACCUAUGGGAUCAAGCCAUGUGUUGUUGGGACGGCCGUGGCAAUCAAACCGCAAGGUUAUUCAUGACGGCUACACCAACAAACAUUCAUUUGAGUACAAGGGGCGCAGGGUCACUCUACUUCCACUAACGCCUAGCGAGAUAUAUCAAGAUCAACUCCAUCUCAAAAACGAUCAGGCAAGGGAUAAGACAGGCGCCAACAAUCUAUACAUCAACCAUAGUGAGGUUUCUAAACUCUUAAAUUCUGAUGCGACUAUAUUGAUGUUUGUAUACAAGGAAUCCCUUGUUAGUACUAACCCUUCACAGGAGCUUCCUAGUGGUAUGACUAAGAUUUUGCAGGACUAUAGUGAUGUAUUUCCAGAGGACACUCCACAAGGAUUACCACCCAUACGCGGAACAGAACAUCAGAUCGACUUCGUACCAGGGGCUACCUUACCGAACCGACCUGGUUAUCGAACUAACCCGGUGGAAACAAAGGAGCUACAAAAACAAGUUGAGGAAUUGAUGACUAAGGGUCAUAUCCGUGAGAGUAUGAGCCCAUGUGCGGUCCCAGUCCUAUUAGUCCCAAAGAAAGAUGGCUCUUGGAGGAUGUGUGUGGACUGUCGUGCCAUCAAUAAUAUAACCGUCAAGUAUAGGCACCCGAUUCCAAGACUAGACGACAUGUUAGACGAGUUAUGCGGCUCAACUAUUUUUUCCAAGAUAGACUUGAAGAGUGGUUACCAUCAGAUCCGUAUGAAGGAAGGAGACGAGUGGAAAACUGCAUUCAAGACCAAGCAAGGGCUAUACGAGUGGUUAGUCAUGCCAUUCGGUCUUACCAACGCCCCAAGCACAUUCAUGAGACUAAUGAACCACAUGUUGAGGCAAUACAUCGGAGUCUUUGUGGUUGUUUAUUUCGAUGAUAUACUUGUCUACAGUAAAGGUUUGGAAGAACAUCUUGAUCAUGUCCGAUUGGUUCUUGAUGUUCUUCGCUCUCAAUCUCUUUUCGCUAAUAUAUCUAAGUGUUCCUUCUGCACUAAUGAGGUAGUUUUCCUAGGCUUUGUAGUAAGCGCAGAUGGUGUGAGGGUAGAUGAAGAGAAGAUAAGGGCAAUCAAAGAAUGGCCGAUCCCUCAGACGGUAGGAGAGGUCCGAAGCUUCCAUGGCCUAGCUGGUUUCUACCGGCGUUUUGUCAGAGAUUUCAGCACUAUUGCAGCUCCAUUAACCGAAGUUAUCAAGAAGGAAGUGGGAUUUAAAUGGGGGGACGAACAAGAAAAGGCUUUCUUAGCCUUAAAAGAGAAGCUUAUCAAUUCUCCUCUCUUAGUUCUUCCUGAUUUCUCAAAAACUUUUGAAAUUGAAUGCGAUGCUUCAGGUGUAGGAAUCGGAGCUGUACUAAUGCAAGACAAAAGGCCAGUAGCCUACUUCAGUGAAAAGCUGGGAGGAUCCACACUGAACUAUCCAACUUAUGAUAAGGAGCUGUAUGCAUUAGUGAGAGCCUUGCAGACAUGGCAGCAUUAUCUAUGGCCCAAGGAGUUUGUGAUACAUACAGAUCAUGAAUCACUUAAGCAUCUCAAGGGACAACAAAAGCUCAACAAGAGACACGGCGGCCUUGCUGGUCACUUUGGAGUCACCAAAACUUUGCUUGACCUCCAGGGACACUUCUACUGGCCACACAUGAAGAAAGAUGUCGAAAAGGUUUGUUCAAAAUGUGUUGUCUGUAAACAGGCCAAGAGUAAGGUGCAACCUCACGGUUUGUACACUCCUUUACCUAUACCAUCUCAUCCUUGGACAUAUAUCUCUAUGGAUUUUGUGAUAGGCUUACCUCGAACCAGGAAUGGUAGAGAUUCGGUUUUUGUGGUUGUGGACAGGUUUAGCAAGAUGGCUCACUUCAUAGCUUGCCACAAAACCGAUGAUGCUGUUAGCGUGGCUAAUUUGUUCUUCCGAGAGGUAGUGAGGCUACACGGUGCCUCAGGUCAUAGUCUCAGAUCGUGA